Messenger RNA from Bolinopsis microptera, 1316 nucleotides. RefSeq lists its product as uncharacterized. Lineage: Eukaryota; Metazoa; Ctenophora; Tentaculata; Lobata; Bolinopsidae. The transcript has 7 exons. Bases 66 to 929 code for a protein of 287 amino acids. The record is from RefSeq and is a predicted model, not a curated record.
AAUUUAGGAUGAAGCUAAUUAGUUAGAAUGACGUUGCCACUCGAUUAAUAUGGCUAAUAGAAGACAUGGAUCGAAGAUGGUUUUGUGUUCACAUUUGCCUUCUGAUCGUUUUGGUCGUCCAACUUUCUGGGAUCAAGGUAACGAAGCGGACCACUGAGAACUGUUGGGAGGGAGUGAACUGUACUUACUGUGUUGUCCCUCCGUAUUAUAGUAGCCAGCUGCAAAUAGUUCCCAAUCCGAGUGGGUACCGUAUUAACGAUGGUAUGGACGCUAAUGUGUACUGCAAACAGUGGGGUAGAAGUUUUGUAAACUCUGUGCUGGCAGUGGAUGGAGUCAGCAAGAACGAGAUCUUUUUCAGGGAGAAGAUCACCGUCACCUGUUCCAAAGGCAUCAUAUCACCUAACAUAUUUGCAGAUGACAAGUGGUGCGCAUUUGGUUGUGCACAAGUGCCGGAUGAUAACUACAUAGUGGACUACCCUGACAUGACCUACCAGACUGACCUGGCUCUCGCUCCUGUCUACACUGACUCCACCAAGGAGAUUAAAGUUUCGUGUAAAAGAGGGUACAGUGACGCUGUUGGAGACAAUGGAAAACAGGGUAUCAGAUGUACAUCAACUGGAUACACAGGAUAUAUAAGAACUUGUGUGGAAGGCUGCAAUUAUCCGCUGAAUGAAGGAAUUCACACGUUGAGUGUUCAGCCAAAUUACGAGACUGGGUAUCCGUACUACCCAGUUAAUGAUAACGAACCUAUUUACGUCGAAUGUGCUGGAGAUAAGUAUUCUUACCCGAUCUACUGUGUCAAAGGUGUUGGAUGGGUCAACACUGAUCUCCUGUCUUGUGCUAAAGUGACAUCUGGUGCCUCAUCCACAGACAACUAUUUUAACUAUUGGCUGCCAAUUUUAGCUUACGCUACACUACUUUUACUUUGAUUUGAUUGCUUGCACCUUUUUUAUUUAUGAUAAAUGUUUCACCUCAUUUCCCCUGAACUCACGUUUUGUCGGUACUCAGCUCAAGUUUGUUUUCUUACUUAUAACAGUCUUACUACUUUACUGAAUGUAUUUAUUGUGGUAGACUGUUCAGUGUUCACGCCUGCUGCUGACCAUUUUACAAAUAUUAAUUAAAUUUAAACAGUGCGUUAUUUUUCGUUAUAACUGAUGAUCCAGAUCAUGCAGCACAGCAACCACAACUCCUAAUGCAGAGUGAUGGGCGCACCGAGGUUGCAGUAUUACAUGAUAUGAAGCGUUUUCUCAUGUAUAAAGAAUUGUAGAUGAAUGUUAAUAUGGUAAGACUAUAACCCUAUGUUAUAUAAUGUGCUU